Messenger RNA from Biomphalaria glabrata, 1898 nucleotides. Its product is annotated as neuropeptide receptor 15-like. Gene Ontology annotation, biological process: G protein-coupled receptor signaling pathway. Gene Ontology annotation, molecular function: G protein-coupled receptor activity. The record is from RefSeq and is a predicted model, not a curated record. NCBI's taxonomy places the organism in Eukaryota, Metazoa, Mollusca, Gastropoda, Planorbidae. The transcript is spliced from 2 exons. Gene Ontology annotation, cellular component: membrane. The coding region runs from base 129 to 1235 and encodes 368 amino acids.
CUCUAUAGCUCGGUGGGUUGCUCAGUUUGUUUUCUGUGCUUACCCUCUCUGGCCAAGGAAAUGUAGAUUUUAACUAAUGGUCACAAUGACUUAAGUGGACAAUAGCUAUGAAGUAGAUUUUAAAACUAAUGGUCACAAUGACUGAAGAGAACCAUAGCUAUGAAGUAGACUUUACAUUGAACAUCACGCCGAACUUCACUUUAUUAUCCGAGAAAACACCACAAGUAGCGUCUCUAACUGCUAUCGUACUGUUGACAUUAUUGUUUUCUGUCAUUGUUGUGGUCGGUCUCGUUGGCAACUGUUUGACGAUAGCCCUAGUUCUGAGGAACAGCAAGAUGAGACAAUGUGUGACCAAUGUUCUCAUCGUCAACGUGGCUGUCUCCGAUGUCAUCAUCAUGUCAUUUGGAGUGCCCGAAAUUGUCAUGUUCUUUCUCAACAAAGGCUGGUUACUCCAGGCAGUAGCCUGCAAAGUCAACAGGUUCUUCUUAGUUGUUGCUUUGUAUUCUUCUGUUAUUUCCCUUGUUGUAAUAUGCAGUGAAAGAUUUUGCGGAAUACUCUUUCCAUUCAAAGUCUAUGAUGUUUUCAUCAAAAGAAAUCUUCUACCAAUUGUGACUUUGAUCUGGUUUAUCUCUGGCUUAUGUGGUUUGCCAGUGCUUUUAUUUAACACAGUAAUUCCCACACUGAACGGCUAUGAUACUUGCCAGAUUGUCUUUCCAGGAACACAUCGCAACCGAACGUUCUUUAUUUAUAAAUGUUUAGAGUCCAUUCUUUUUUAUUUCCUUCCUCUGAUGACUCAAGUAACAAUGUAUUCAAUGAUCAGUCGACGCUUAUUUUCCAGCAGCAAGAAAUUGUGGGACUCGGAGUCCGCCUCUAAACUCAAGAAGUGGUCUCUAAGAGAGACUAUCAAAACACGUCGUAGUGUGGUCAAAAUGUUAGUGGCCAGUGUAGGUCUCUACUUUCUUAGUUACUCACCAAUUCAAUUUCAAUUUUUUUAUCAAACAUUCACAUCGGAAAAUUCCAAAGACAUAAGAAGCUGGGAAUUUUUUGUGUUCGCCAUGAUUUUAACUCACAUUAAUUCCGCCGCUAACCCAAUUCUCUAUGGGAUAUUUAGCCAGAGAUACAAAGUGAAAUAUCAGAGCUAUCUAUGUCGUUGUGGUAGCAAUCAACACACGAAACAGCUGAUUUCAACUUCAACCAAAUCUACCAGGACUGAGGAAACAGAGAUCAAGUCUUAGGUGUACAUGUAAGAACUAUACAGACAAUACAAGAACUAAACAGACAAUACUAGAACCAUACAGACAAUACAAGAACCAAACAGAUAAUAUAAGAAUCACACAGAUAAUAUAAGAACCAUACAAACAAUACACGAACCACACAAACACUACAAGAACCACAAAGACAAUACAAGAACUACAAAGACAAUACAAGAACUAUAAAGACACUGUUGUGACACUCUACUCAUAAACGAAUAAAUAGUCUCAACGAUUUUUCAUUGUUCACUCUACUCAAGUGAAGUCUAGUGUAUCAUUUGUUACUGUGCCUUUAUUCUAAAUGUUUAUUAUCGAUAAACAAAAUUAACUGUCAUUUUUAAUAGCGUAUUUAUAGUCUCAAGUUUUUGCAUAGUCUUAAGGAAAAACUAAAACAACUUAUAGAUGUUUUUAAAUGGACAGAUUUUUUCUUAAAUGUUCUAAUGUUUGCAUCUCUAAUGAAGAACCAAAUGACCCAGAGUUUGAAUCCCAAUGCUGAAAUGUGUGACUUUGUCCUCGUGUUGAAGUAAAUGAGGUCAAAGCCACAGCUCUAUGUAAUAGCCACGUAAGCCGCCUGACCUUCGCUCUGUGUUCAGUCUAUAUAUAGGUCAAACCCACAGCUCUAUGUAAUAGCCACGUAAGCCGCCUGAC